UCCCCCCCCCCCCUCCUAGCGAGAUGAGCCCUUGUGAGUGAUGUACGAGGGGUAUAUAACAGUGCCGGCCGCCACGGCCCCGAGCACAGUGACCCAAGUACUCUGACAUGAUGAUCUCGGCUCGCACGCUGCUGGGCUGGGGGCUGUGCGCGCUGUGCGUGAGCGCGGCCCUGGCCGCCCCGGCAGAGGCCGAGAAGGGGGCCGCCAAGGCCGCCGCCGCCGCCGACGGGACCAGGUCGUCGCGCACAGACAAGCGCGGCCUCCACGGCCUCAUCGGCGACCCCUACUCCUUCGACCUACACGAGCACGGCCACCACCACCACCACGUCCUGGUGGGCGAGCCGCACGUCAAGAGCGUCGUCAUCACCAAGGAGGUGCCCGUCGGCAUCCCGCAGCCCUACGCCGUCCCCGUCAUUAAGCACGUCGCCGUGCCCGUCAAGGUACACGUGCCUGUGCCCGUCGACAGGCCCGUGCCCGUGCACGUCAUCAAGCCCUACCCCGUGCACGUCGACAGGCCCUACCCCGUGCACGUCGAGAAGCACGUCCCGUACCCGGUGCACGUGCCGGUCAAGGUGCCCGUGGCCGUGCCUCAGCCCUACCCCGUCAUCAAGCACUACCCCGUGCACGUGGCCGUGGAGAGGCCCGUCGCUGUGCCGCACCCGGUCCCCGUCUACAUCAAGGAGCCCCACUACCACCACUACCCCGAGGUCAUCCACCACGACCACCACGAGCUCCACCACGACCACGACCACCACCAUCACCAUCACGACCACUCGUACAGCUACAGCCACUUCAGCCACCACUGAGGGUGACGGAUCGCAUAAUUUAUUUAUAGAUCGAUUAAGCAAAAGAUUGUGCGGAAAUGUCGAAUUUUAUGGCUGUAAUAAAUGAAGCCGGGUGUUCACCGCGGAAUACCUAAUUUCAAA
Messenger RNA from Frankliniella occidentalis (western flower thrips), 926 nucleotides. RefSeq names its product histidine-rich glycoprotein-like. NCBI's taxonomy places the organism in Eukaryota, Metazoa, Arthropoda, Insecta, Thysanoptera, Thripidae. The record is from RefSeq and is a predicted model, not a curated record. The coding region runs from base 108 to 806 and encodes 232 amino acids. The transcript has 3 exons.